Anastrepha obliqua is the source of this 1104-nucleotide messenger RNA. RefSeq lists its product as uncharacterized. NCBI's taxonomy places the organism in Eukaryota, Metazoa, Arthropoda, Insecta, Diptera, Tephritidae. The transcript is spliced from 2 exons. The coding region runs from base 130 to 1104 and encodes 324 amino acids. The record is from RefSeq and is a predicted model, not a curated record.
AUUCGGAUAAAAAGACAAGGUAACGAAUGUAUCCAACUUCACUCAUAUAAACAAGUUUUUUCACGUCAUUCUUUUCGUGUCAAAAUUUCAUGAGCCAAAAUUUGCUGCCUAAAGUCAAAAUUUCUAAUUAUGGCGGAAUUAAUUGAAUGCAAAAAAUCAUUUCUUUUGCACAUUAACGGAUAUUUGUACUACAAACACUCAGGUAGAAUAGGAGAAACUGCGUAUUGGAAUUGCCGAAGAAAACCUGAGUGUAAUGCUAGAGUGACAACAUACGGAGGACCACACAAUAUCAGAGUUCUGAAGGGACUUGAUGAAUCGAAACACAUCCUUCAUGCACCAAACCCCGAAGAAGUCGAAGCGUUAAGAGUCAUGAAUAGGAUCAAACGUAAAGCUACAGAAAAUCCUGAAGCUCCUCCAGCUCAAAUAUUACGAACUGAAUUGCGAAACGUUUCACCAGCGGUAUUAGCGGAAAUGCCAAACAGAAUUAAUUCCCGAAAAAGUCUUAGUCGUGAAAGAUUAAAAGAUUUUCCCUCGAACCCGCGAACGCUGAGAGAAUUGCAGGAUAUUCCAGGCUUUUAUCAAAAUUCAUUGAAUGGAGAUAAAUUUCUAAUUUACGACUCCUAUGAAAAUGACGAAGACUCAGAAUUUGGGAGAAUACUCGUGUUCGCGACGCCUGAAAAUUUAAGGCAAUUAUUCAGGAGCAUAUUGUGGUUUGCCGACGGAACAUUUAAAACUGCGCCAAGUAUAUUUUUCCAAGUUUUCGCAAUUCUCGGAGCAGUUACACAACCGGAUUCAAGAGGAAAACCACAAACUAUUGGUUUACCUUUUGUCUACGCAUUAUUAGAAAACAAAGAGCAGAAAGUAUACGAAAAAGUAUUCUCGGUUGUUUUGCAAGAGGCAGAACGUCUAGGUAUCGAUAUUUCUCUUCCGAUUAAAGUGAUGACAGAUUUUGAGUUGCCUAUCAUCAAUGCUGUAAAAAUCGUAAUGGGCGAAGACAAGGCACGCUGCUGUUUUUCCACCUCUGUCAAAACAUGUACCGCCAUAUCCAAAGUGAAGGACUUCAGAAAAUGUAUUGCGAUCCUGAAGAUCGAUCGGUCAAAGUAG